GGAAAUUUCAGCCGGGCAUCCCCAAUUCAUCUUCCCCACGCCGCGUCCGCGUCCGGACCGGACACCGGCGGCACCUCCUCCUGCCUCCACUUCACCAGUUCAUCGGGCGCCGGAAGUGGGAGCCAUCCGCCGCCGCCACAUAUCUGUCCUCUUCGGCGCUGACUGGGGCUCAGCCGCUCGAAGCUCCAUCCCGCCUCCCGUCUUCGCCGCCGCUCGUCAGAUCCCUCGACGCGACGGUCGUGUCUUGACUCUCCACCACGCGACUCCACCCAGCUCUUCUCCACGCGACUGCAGAGCGACGAUCGGAGGCGCCGCCAUCGCACAAUCCACCGUCGCUGCCUGCUCCUGUGAUACUCUCACAAGAUCCGCUGCUACAUCCAUUUCUUCUUCUUCCACGUUGCUGGGAGGAGACGGGCGCAAGGAUUUGUGCGAGGGAGAAAGAAAGGGAAGGAAAGGGGAUAGGACGGGAGGAGGAGCACGACUGCUUACCACUUAUUCUUCCCAGCCCGGCAACCAAACAUGAGCUCAGAUAGAGUCAAUGCAUAUGGUGGUUCAAGACGAGACGGUACGGGUAACCAAACAUAUGUUAUCUGAACUCAGUGGUCUCUUAUCGUACGAGUCUACCGAUUACCAUGCUUGCCGAAGCCGUCGUUGCCGACGAGUUUGAUGCCGGAGCGGUUGGCCUCCGCCUGGAGGCCCGGAUGUACCUGGCCGGCCGGGCCGAGAGAAGCAAACAUCGGCCCGGCCCACUCUAGCGCGAGCUGCUUGAGCUUGUCGACCCAGACACGGUUACAUAUCUCGUGUUAGUUCAUAGCCUGGCCCAACCGGUAAGCUAUACUGACAACUUUACUACCCGUCUCGCGCGAGCGGAACACAUUCCGCUUGUCCUCUCUCGCCGCUGCUCCGACGAGCUCGCCGGCGCCGACUCCCCUCCCGUCGGACCAGCCCGCCGAAAGCGGCCGGACGAACGAGAGGCUUCCCUCCCCUCGCACUUGCCUGCCUCGUCGCCUUCCUGAGCCUCUUUCUGCGCCCGGCCACGGGCUCGCGGCCCCACGCCCGAGCACGUGCAGCAGGCGCCGAACCCGCCUCCUGUGCCACCCCAUCGGAGCUCGCCGGCCACGUGGAGGGAUUCCUUUUCCUCGCAGCAUUCCUCGUCGCCGACGGCUUCGUCGUGCUCCAGGGGUUGGAUUGGCGUGGAGCGGAGAGCAGUGCAAACCUGGGAUUGAAUUCUGGUGUAGAUGGAUUCCACAGCUCUUCAAUAUGAAAACCAAAAAUUGGUGCAACAACUGGAGGUACAGAAGUCCGAAAUGCAUGCAUUGGAGCGCAAGUUCAAGGAGCUUAGUGAUGAUCAAUGUUCUUAUGACAAGACUCUGAUUUCUUUGAAUAAACUGUGGAAUCAGCUGAUUGAUGAUUUGGUUCUGCUUGGAGUACGGGCUGGUGGGGAUUUGGAUAAUUUGCAAGCACUUGACCAUGAAGAGUUAUCAGAAGAAUCUUUGGAGUCGUGUCCUUCCGAGGAGAUAUUUCUCUUAAGGCUCUUGAAGACAAACAACAUCAGAGAUAAUAGUGACACUAGCUUGUUGAAAUUUGUUGAAGAAGCUCUUGCUUUUCGGUCUUCAGCAACUGUUACUUUGAUGAAGUCCCUGCAAGAGACUAUUUCUUCGCAGCAAGCUAGAAGUGAGUCUUUGUCUUUAGCUUUGAAUGGACAAAAGUCAAAUGAAGAUGUUAUUGUUGCCCUUCGAAAUCAUAAUGAUUGCUUGAAAGAGGUGGCAGAGAAUGCGAGUCAAGCCAUCUCUAUUAUCAACGAGAAGCACAAAAGGUAUCUUGAUGAGAUUGAGGCUUUUAAAAGCAACCAUUCAAGGGAGCUACAGGAAAUCAAGCGUAUUUCAGGUGAGCUAGAGGAAAGCAUUGCAGAGCUUGAGGAAAGUCAAAGGAAGUUGGUUGUGCUCCAGUUGCAGAGGCAUGGUUCUGUAAUGGAUGCAUCUGGGGCAAAUGCUGUGAAUGGUGGUAUUUCUACUCAUAAAUCUUCAGAUAAAAGUAUGAGCUGGCAAGACCUCAAAGAUGCUGUUGACGCAGCUAAGACCCUCGCAGGAAACCGUCUAUUAGAACUCCAUCAGACUCAAGAGGAUAAUCUGAUACUAUCCAAGGAGCUGGGAGAUCUUGAGGGGCAAUUGAAAGAUGAGAAGUAUGUCUUGGUAUCCAAACCGUACAUGAUUCUUAAUGAUAAACUACAACAUUUGAAUGCUGAGAUAGAGCGUUAUAGAGGGUUGGUUGAAGUUUUACAGAAUGACAAGGACCAGCUCAUGCAAAGGGAGAAAGAAAUUUCUGCAAAAGCAGAAUCGCUCGACAGUGUUAAACAAACCAUUAUCACAUAUGAGAAAAAAAUUGAAGAACUGGAAACUCAAAUUCAGAUACUCUUUUCUGAAAAGAAUGAUCUCGAAACCAAGGUUGAGGAGACUUUGCAAGAUUCAGGUAAGAAAGACUUCAAGAAUGAGAUUCAUGUUAUGGCUGCAGCACUCUCCAAUGAACUGGGUAUGAUGGAGAAUCAGUUGAGUCGAUCAAAGGAUGCAGCUUCUGAAGCACUUGCAUUGCGUGAGCAAGCUGAAUCAUUAAGAUCAUUGGUAGCUAAAAAGAUUGAGGAACACAAGAAGAUUUCGGAUAAAUACAACUCACAAGUAAUUGAGAUCAAGUCCCUCAAGGCAUUGGUUGAGGAGUUGGAGCAGGAAAAGCAGGAGCUGGAGUUUAUUGCAGAUAUGUACGUGAAAGAAAGUUCUGAGUCUAGGACAAUUGCUGAUAUUGAAGAAUCAGAAACCCGAGCUCGCAAUCAGGCUGAAUAUUUGAGGAGCAAUCUAGAGGAGCAUAGUCUUGAGCUUCGGGUUAAAGCAGCAAAUGAAGCUGAAGCUGCAUGCCAGCAAAGGCUUUCCUUUGCUGAAGUGGAACUAGAAGAGUUAAGGACCAAAGUAGAUGCAUCUGAAAGAGAUGUUGUGGAACUUAAGGAGGCAAUAAGAAUUAAAGAGGCUGAAGGAGACGCCUAUAUUUCUGAUAUCGAGACAGUUGGUCAAGCAUAUGAAGACAUGCAAACGCAAAAUCAGCAUCUUCUUCAACAGCUUACUGAUAGAGAUGACUUUAACAUAAAGCUAGUAUCAGAUAGUGUGAAGAUGAAACAAGCUUGUAGUUCCCUUCUCUCUGACAAGCUUAUGCUAGAGAAGCAACUCCAGCAAGUUAACACUUCACUGGAGUCAUCUAAACUGAAAAUUGCCCGUGGCGAAGAGCAGAUGAAGACUUGUGUAGCGCAAGCUAUAAAAACUUCAGCUGAAAACAGACAUCUUACUAUUAGCCUGGAAAGGAUUGCGCUGGAGUUAUCCAACACAGAUAAGGAACUCAAGUGGCUUCGGUCCUCCGUUGGAUCCUCUGAGAAAGAAUACGAGCAAACUCAGCAAAAGAUAUCUGAGCUGAGAGCGUUACUGGAGCACGAGAGGAGUGAGAGGCGGCGGCUUGAAGAACAAUAUGAAGAGGUGAAAAAUGAAGUUAUGGAGCUGACCUCUGAGACUGAAGAGACUACUGUCCGGAAACUUGAGGAUGAAAUAAAAGAAUGCAAGGGUAUUCUCAAGUGUGGUGUAUGCUUUGACCGGCCUAAAGAGGUUGUGAUCACCAAAUGUUUCCACCUAUUCUGCUCGCUAUGCAUCCAGAGAAACCUCGAGAUUCGCCACCGAAAAUGUCCUGGCUGUGGAACCCCAUUCGGACAAAACGACGUUAGGGAGGUGAAGAUAUGAACCUCACCAAAGUGACAGUGACAAAACCGACUUGCGUGUGAACAGCAGCAACAAACUCCCUUGUGAAUAUCGUCUGUUAUGUUGGCGAACAUCUAGAUCUAACUUGCUUUAUUACUGGGAUUAAAAUUAGGAUAAGAACUGGAAGAAGUGAAGUUCCUAAUUUAUUUGCUAUCGUGUGUGCUAUGUAUGAUUACCCUUGGCAGCGAGUGGUGUAUCUGCUGGGUGUCAAUAUGCUCGAAUUCUAGCUCCUCCCUGCUAGCGGGUGCAUGCCAGUUUUAUUAAGGCUAUUCCAUGUACAUGGUGUCACACUCUUUAAUACAUACCACAUAGGAUGAAAAUCUGAUGUGACAUGUGAUUGAAA
Messenger RNA from Zea mays, 4131 nucleotides. RefSeq lists its product as uncharacterized. The transcript is spliced from 22 exons. The coding region runs from base 1239 to 3770 and encodes 843 amino acids. Gene Ontology annotation, molecular function: ubiquitin protein ligase activity; metal ion binding. NCBI's taxonomy places the organism in Eukaryota, Viridiplantae, Streptophyta, Magnoliopsida, Poales, Poaceae. Gene Ontology annotation, cellular component: nucleus; HULC complex. The record is from RefSeq and is a predicted model, not a curated record.